AUGGUCGCCAUUAACCUCUUUCAUGAACCUUCAUUCCCUGAAAAGUUGAUGGAAAUUCCCUCUCUCUGCCAAAUCAGUGCCCUUCUCGCUGCCAUGGCUGCUUAUGCCUCACGUUUCCUACCUUUUGAAACGGAUCCUUUAACUGGGGGCGGACUAGCACUGACAGAAAAAUGUCAUCACAACCCUGCACAUUUUGUUGAUAUUGCCUUUAAUGAGAUCAACAAGGCACUCGCAGAGUGUGACGAUGAGUUACCACCUCUUUGCGUGAUCCAAGCUCUCAUAAUUGCAACACACUGCCAAUUAACCCGUGGGGUUCAUGGGAAAGCGUGGAGAUCCUUGGGACUUUGCGUUCGAUUGGCAUACGAGACUAACCUUCAUCUUCUCGAUUCGAGGACAGCGGGAAAGACAGAAGAAUCCGCUCAAUGGAAAGCAGAUGAAGAAAAGCGCCGGGCAUUCUGGGCCAUUUGGGAGAUGGAUGUAUUUGCCAGUACAAUCCGCCGGACCCCAACUGCCAUCGACUGGACGCAGAUGGAGAUCUUACUCCCGGUCGACAAUGCCAACUGGUUUCAAUCUCGCCCUGCCCCAAGCUGUUUCAUGGAGGCCGAGCCAAAUAAACGUUGGAAGGCACUACAGGACAGUGGGAACCAAUCGCCCAAGGCAUGGUUCCUGGUGAUCAACUCUCUCAUGAAAGCUGCCCAAGCCAUCUCCAACCCGCGAGGGGUAGCUCCUACGGGUAACGCGGUUAACUAUCAGCCAACACAUCGUACGUCAACACCAGAAUCGGUCGAGGAGGCCCGGAAAGGGUUAGAAACACUAGCAAACGCAGUGCGGUGCUUUGGGCUUGCUUUGCCUCGUCAUCUCCAAUAUCGCGACCAACACUUGGCUUUCAGUGCAGUAGGACAGCACCAAUCGGACUCUGAACGACAACAACAUUGCUCUAUAUAUAACAUCUUCGUCAUGACUCACCUGGCUCGGCUUAUGAUACACCGAUAUGAUGCCUUCAGGCCACAGACUCGCCACUCGGAAGCCAAAAGUCGUCACCACCCUAGCGAUUCAGCCAAUGGGAAUGAAUUUGGUAUCUAUGAUGCCGAGAGCGUCGCUUUACGGCAUUAUUUCGACGCAACAGAUAGCAUUCUGAGAAUCGUUAACCAAAGCUGCGAGGAGCACAUCCGGUAUAUCAAUCCAUUCCUCUCCAGCACCAUAUGGCUGGCUUCCGCUGUGCAGCUAGUUCGGAAGCAUCUUUCACGAACGCCGUCCAAUAGAAGCCUGAUCAAGUCGCGCUUUGAUGUACUAUACCUGACGUACAAGCGAUGCAUUCAAUUCUGGGAUACACAGACCGCUCUCCAGCAAAACCUUGAGUCACUGGAGGUGCAGCUGGAGGCCCAGCAAGCUGAAUCUAAUAAGCGGGAGGCCCGGGCUUCCAGAAAAACGUCAAAGCGAGCUUCAGAAGAAGCAGCAAUUGCGAAUCAGUCCUCCAGUGACCGGCAAUGGGGCCAAGCUGAGCAUGAUGCCAAGAGACAACGAAUCUACCUGCAUAAUUCUUCUCAUGCCACCAAGAAAAACAACGGCCCUAAUUUAUCAAACUCUGCAAAGAUGCAAGACAAUUACUCUACGCAAUUCCUUCCUGAUACACCAUCCACACCCCCGGUGCAAAUGUUGACGCUGGACCAAGAUGAACUUGAGAGGAUGACAAACCAGGCGUACCCCGGUGAACAUCCCGAUCCCUCCCAAAAGAUGGCCAUGCUGGAUUUCAUGCCUUUGCCAGAAGUCAAUCCACAUCCGAUCUCUGAACCUUACAUAGUGCCAACGAACCCUGUUUUCUUCGAGCCGAUGAACAUGCUUGAUACACAGCAGGAUCGGAGCAUGGAGUGGCCCAAUAUUGAAUUCGCUAGCGGCAUACAUGAUUUAUUGGCUGGGUGGUCUAUGUACUAA
Molecule: messenger RNA, 1932 nt
Organism: Penicillium pulvis
Lineage: Eukaryota; Fungi; Ascomycota; Eurotiomycetes; Eurotiales; Aspergillaceae
Product: fungal specific transcription factor domain-containing protein
Exons: 1
Coding region: 1-1932 (643 amino acids)
Biological process (GO): DNA-templated transcription
Cellular component (GO): nucleus
Molecular function (GO): DNA binding; zinc ion binding
Source: RefSeq, a predicted model, not a curated record